Dreissena polymorpha is the source of this 5358-nucleotide messenger RNA. Its product is annotated as leucine-rich repeat and IQ domain-containing protein 1-like. The transcript has 18 exons. NCBI's taxonomy places the organism in Eukaryota, Metazoa, Mollusca, Bivalvia, Myida, Dreissenidae. The coding region runs from base 786 to 3659 and encodes 957 amino acids. The record is from RefSeq and is a predicted model, not a curated record.
UCUUAAAGCAAUGUCAAGACUGAUACUUGACGGUCGUUGUAAAUAAACUUGAGUAGUUCUUCUGCUUUUUUAAAUUUGUGUGUAUUUUGUCUUCCUAUCUGCGUGAAUAUAGUUGUUUGUAAUUGAAAAAAGUAAUUUAAAACAAUAAUACAAAUAUAUAGCGUUGCAAGCAUAUACAUUUUGACAGGAAUAACAACCACUUAAAGAACUGGAGCGAGAAAUUGAACAAUUCAGGAAUCUACCUCCGCCACCUGGUGAACUGAAGCUUAUUGACGCCUUUAGUAAACAACAGAAACAGGAAAGUACACGUUAAACAAUAUAAUGUAUUAAGGGUAAACGUUUUGUAAUAUAAUACAACGGAAAUGUCCAUUGUACAUUUAUUUUGGUUAUGGAGAUCCUUUUUAAGGUAGAAAUGUCGGUGGACGAUUAAAUUCGGCAAUUGUGUGGCAUCGACUGAAUCUAAACGUCUUUGAUAUUACACAGAUGAUAAAAUGAAAAUGAUUUUCGAAAUUAACAUUAAAUCUGUAAUUUGUUAAAGUUUUACUCCUUAACAAUACAUUCAUGUGCUUUGCCUUAACAUGCCGAUAUCUCUGUGUCGUUUUUUAAUUCAAUCUAUAAAUGUUCACUAUGUAUAUAUAUAAGUUUAUACUCAAACAUAAAGCAUGCUUGUUCUCUAGCGGUUCAAUGAAGCAGCAAUAGUCAUUGCAAAAGUCAAUCAGUACGCGGACUCUAUCUUGCUAAAGAUAGAUGAGCUUAAGAAUACAAUUCCUCAACAGAAGAAGAUCAUGCAGCAAGCAAUCGAAGACAUAAUUAGAUCGAUUAAAGUACGGUCUACCUCCACCUUUAAUUCCACAUUUCAUGGUCAUGAUGAUCCAAUACGACAUACACUGACUUUUCCUGCUUUGAACACGUCAAAAGUCGAGGGUAAAAAUAAAAACACAUCCCUUGAUGAUAACUUGGAGAAACUGCAAACAGUUCGGGCUUUAGAAGAAGUGGCUAAAGGCAUGGAGGAUAAUCGCCUUCGUGAUCUUAUACAAGAGACCGAAGAUAAGCUGGGCAAAGUAAAAAAAGGUGGCAUUCUUACACAACAGGAUAUCGAUGAUUUAAACGGAUGUGUCGAUAGUUGGAAAAAAGCAAAUGCAAUGAGUUAUGCUGCCGAGAAAGAGCAAAAGCGACACGAAGAAGAAACACGACGGAAAGCGGCAGAGGAAGAAAAGAGACAGGUGGAAAGAGAAAGAAAACGAAAACAAGAAGAGGACAGAAAGAAAAAAGAAGAACAAGAAAGGAAGAAACGUGAAGAAGAAGAAAGGAAACGAAUAGAAGAAGAAGAAAAACAGAAACGUGAAGAAGAAGAACGCAGACGAAAAGAAGAAGAAAGAAAGAAACAUUUAGAAGAAGAGCGACAACGAAAAGAAGAUGAAGUAAAAAGGAGACGUGAAGCUGAAGAACAAAGACGAAAAGAAGAAGAAGAACGAAAAUUAUUAGAAGAAAAGAAGCGCUUGGAAGAGGAAGCAAGAAAACGAGACGAAGAAGAACACUUGCGUCAAGAAGAAGAGCGAAAAAGAAAAGAAGAAGAGGAUGACCGGAAACGAAAAGCUGAGGAUGAACGUCUUCGUUUAGAAGAAGAGCGAAAGAAGAAAAGAGAGGAGGAGAGGCAACGCAGAAUUAGAGAGGAGGCGGAACGAGAAAGGAAACGAAAAGAGGAGGAAGAAAGAGCAAGGCGAUUAGAUCCAAACAACUGGAAACCACUGAUAUUCGAGCGACCAUGCGAUGAGGUCGAAGGCAAAAGACCAUAUCACGACGGUCUAUGCUGUAUGUUAGCGUCUCCUUCGAAUGAAAUAACUCAAGAUAGUGUUCAGUGCUCAGCGUCUGAUGAGCUCGAUGACAUCAUUCAAACACUAGACGAAGAUGAAAGACCUACAAGUUCAAGUAUUAAUGUUCAAACAAAUUCGAAUUCAAUUGCAACUGAGUGUCCGUCACGUGUUUAUGUGCCGCACAAUCCAAUCUCUAGCGCUUCCGAGGAACUCGUCAUUAAAUAUUCAAUAAAUGGAAGUGACUGGCACACAUCUGAAGUUCUGAGACCAACACAACAGAUAGAGAAUAUAGAGGAUUAUGCUACGACAAACCUUAUCGGAUUUGAAGCCAAUAACUUUGAUAAACUUAAGAUAAUGGUUGUAUCUAGACAAAAAAGUCAAAAUGUUAUAAUAGAUAAAGCUGGUCUUACCGUAACUUCAACUGCUGACAAAAAUGUGAAACUCUAUACACCAAGAGAUGCUUUUACUACAAGAACGAACGUUCGACUAUCGGUGGUAAAUAAAACAAUGGAUCUAGAUGACAGUACAGUUGUAUCUGAUCUUUUUUCUGAUGUCAUUUCGCUUGGACCAUUGAUUACCAUUGUUUGUGAAUCAGCCCCCCAAAAAGACCUUGAAGUAGAUAUCACCAGGCCAGCAUCGGGACAUGGCAUUCGACAAAGAAGCACUCGUCACCAUCUUAUCAUGUCACGUGGUAAAGUGUGGACUCCCGCUGAACGAGAAUACAAAGACACAAGUAACGUCGUCGUUUCAGUUAAACUUCCAGCAAACAGAGAAAGAUAUACCAUCGUGGAAGUAGAGCUCCCUACUACGUCUCCCAAGGAGAAUGCAAUGAAGUUAGCCGAAUCCUUUCAUACUCAGAGUAUCCAAACAAUUGUGCACGUGGUAUUGAGACAAAACGAAACGAAUCCUCAGAAUGCAAAGAUUGUGGUCGUACAACCACAUGCAUUAAAACAGCAAUUGCAACGUCUGAGCAAUGAUGGCUUUUCUCUUGGACCAGAUGCAAACAACAUACUUAGUUUGAAAGAAGGUCAACGUCUGUCUUUGUCCAGUCGAGGAAACGUCCAAAUUACAGAUGCCGAAAAUGGAACAGUAACAUUUACGUUCUAUAAGUACAUGAACAAGAUAAAUAAGACAUUGAAGCUGCAAGCAAAAGACAUCUACCUACAACGAAAUCUUCCAGAGUACAACGGACUUCUUGAGUUUAUUAUUGACAACGGCACCGAAAUCCCAAACAAGAAAAUAGAAUUUACAGUCCAUCUUCCAAAGAUUGAUGCCCCUAGAGGUGGGAGAGAAAUGCAUAGGAUUCGAUUUCCUUAUUAUUUGACCUGUCUCGCUGGAUAUCUGUCAAAAUGCAUCUGCGAGAAACAACCCGAAAAUUGGCAGGAUAUUGUGGGUUGCUUUAUCGAUAAAACUCAGCUCAAGUCCUUGAUCCGCGUUGCUAAGAGACGGAUAUCGGAAGUCGAUCAGCGUACAUUAUGCAGAAAUGUUCUCCAUGAUUGGAUGAAGCAGACCACGAAACAAGAUGACAAGGUUCAGAUUAUUCUCGAAGGAUUGUACUGCCAUCGCCAUACUGACAUUUAUGAGAAUUGCAAACAGUUCGUUAGAUAUCAAAAAGAGACAAUGGCGGACAAGACUCUUGCUGGCCUUGCAUCGUCCGUAACAUUGCCACCAGACGAGGUGGCGUCUGUUCUGAACAUUCAACCGGAGAUGUUGCAGGCGAUAAAAGCAGACUACAUAGGAGACGACCUUAUUUUGCAGAUGCUGACGGAGUGGAGAGAAUCGGACGAUGCCAUUAAUUUGGGACACGAUGCUUUCGAAGAGCUUCGAAAGCUUAUGUCAAAUUAAACAUGUUUGUGUCGUGUUAAGCACUCGGUUGACUGCUUAAAUACAAAACAAUAUAAUACUUGUGUGUAUAGCAUUAAAUAUAUUUAGUAUCGUAUAUGAAUCGUUUAUUUAUAAAAGCAUGUCAUUGUGUAAUGAUUUGUCCUUUUUUAACAUGUUUAAACAGUAACAAAUACAUCUAACAAUUACGUACAGGUUUAGAUGAUAAAUUGUAUUGACGAAAGGUGUAUCAGCCUAUUUUGAAAACAUUCAUUGUUAAAUCGAGUAAAUUUUACGAAAACGGUUAAAAUGUGAUCGGCAGUUUGUUGCGAAACGUUAAUGAACAUAAUGACUACAAUGUAAUAAUUGUUUUCAUAACUUCUUUAUGCAACAUUGUAUUUAAAACAAUGUUUUUACCUCACAAUGUGUAAUGUAUAAUUGUAUUAUUUUCGUUUUUCGAUCUUCAUUGAAAUAUUCCUAUAUUAUGUUUUACAGUAUGAAAAGCAACUACUAUAUAUCACAGGGAUCGUUAGGUAAAAAAUACUCUAUUAUACUAUAUACAUAUAUACAAGGGAUACAACUGUCACAUUUCCUGCACAACAUCAUGGUCUAGACAAUAGCAAAAAAAUCGCUUCCAAAAGCAAGAAUUACACCAAAAAAACUGUAUAACAACAGCUCAGACAUUUAUCUAUCAGAUAAUAACUAUGUUUAUAGCAAUAAAAGUGUUCAUAGUUGUGUUUGAAACGAAAGUUUCAUGAAAAACGGUAAAAUUUUCGAAAUGCGACACAGGUGUGCACACCCACUUUGACACAUUUUGUUUCAUAAUUUAAUAAAUACAGAGAAGUUGAGCAAAUUUUACCUUGUUUUAUUAUCCAUAGACACUUUAUUAAUCAAAGUAGACACCUUCCAUAAUUGCAUGUAACUGCAUAUAUGUAAAACACGGUAAAUAUUAAAUUUGUUUACAUUUCUACUAUCUUCAAGGAUUUGUAUGCAAUUUGUCAGGUAAUGUUACGUGGAACGUGAAUGGCUGGAUUUAUUACUGCAGUGGAAUUUCAACCAAUCAAAUCGCAUGUUAGAAAUACAUGUGAACUAUCCAAAAUGAAAGUAAAACAUUGUCAUUGUGAAAUUGCAGCAGGUUGAUAUGAAUUUCUAGCAAAAUAUGCUCACUAAAUAGUAAUUAUGUUUUAUUUUACUAUGAAAAAAAAAUAUCCAAGGAAUAUGUACCAGCAAAAGAGCUUUAUAACAAAGGAAUACGCAAAUUACUUCUAGAAUUCUCAGUUUUCAGCUGUGCACACCUGUGUCCAAGUAAGAAUUUUUGAGCAUUUUGAAUGAAACUUUCUCUCUUAGUUCAAUGAAAAGCUUGUACUUUAUUGCCAAGUGUAUAAUUUUCUGAAAGAUAAAUGUAUUGGCUGUUGUAAUACAGUUUAAUUAGUGUAUUUAUUGCGUUUGGAAGCACAUUUUUCGCUAUUGUUUACACCAUGGUUGUGUGCAGGAAUUUUCACAGUUGUAUCCCUUGUAUAUAUAUGUAGUAUAAUAGAAUAUUUUUACUUAACGGUCCCUAUGCUAUAUAUGUGCCUCCAUUUCCCAUUUAAAAUCAAUUAUGGAAGUAGUUAUCGUAGCAUUGUAUAAUGUAUUUUUUAAAUACUUUUACUGGUGAUAGUUUUUGACAAAUGUUGUGUCACUUUACGAUAUUAUUUUAAAUAAUUAAAUUGCUUUAAAAAUG